Phlebotomus argentipes is the source of this 1489-nucleotide messenger RNA. RefSeq names its product transmembrane protease serine 9-like. The record is from RefSeq and is a predicted model, not a curated record. Bases 78 to 1412 code for a protein of 444 amino acids. The transcript is spliced from 3 exons. NCBI's taxonomy places the organism in Eukaryota, Metazoa, Arthropoda, Insecta, Diptera, Psychodidae. Gene Ontology annotation, molecular function: serine-type endopeptidase activity. Gene Ontology annotation, biological process: proteolysis.
UGUUCUCUAUUGAUAAUGCCCCAUUUCGCGAUCACUUUUCACUCAGUUCAGACGCAUUUUUGAUCGAUAUUGUGGCAAUGAAAUUAGUGCCAUUUUGGCUUUUAGUGACUUUCCUCACACUAACUCAGGAUGCGCCUCAGAGUGCAGCAUCUCCGGCUAACAGGAGUGAAGAUAAUAACACGAUAAGGUAUGGCGAGUGGAGUCGAUGGAGUGCGUGUGAUGAAAGAUGCCAUCAGAUGAAGGUGAGAUUGUGUGUCAGUGGCGCGUGCGAGGAGAGUAAGCUGAUGAAGGAGAGAAAAUGCCCUGGAUGUGGCACAAAAGUGCGUAUAGUGCACAAACUUCUAAAUUUCUUCGGCUUUGGCGAUUCCGAUGAUUCAAUCUAUAGUGACUAUGAUGAAGAUUAUGGAGAGCACUGGGUCAACAGCCAAAGAAAUGAUCCCGAGGCUGAUGAAGGAUUUGAGGCAUUUUUCAGAGGUUUGUUUCAUUCCUUUGACUUUGAAUGGGGAAAUCCCGUCAGCAGCACUCCUUCCAACACUCUCGACGAUGACGAUGAAGAGGAGGAAGUUGAAGUAUUCUCAGGGGUUCCCGAAGUGGAAACUGUGGACUUUCCAGCAGAUCACUCGUGCGGAGUGACAUCGAAUGAACGAUACUCAAAAAUGAUGGCGAAGAUUAUUGGUGGGAGGAACUCAAAAAGAGGUCGAUGGCCAUGGCAAGUGGCGCUCUACAAUCAGGAAUACGAGAAUUUCUUCUGCGGCGGCACUUUGAUCUCAAAGUCUUGGGUCGUGACUGCAGCUCAUUGUCUGCUCUCUGACUUUGGGAAUGAUGUGACAGUCGUUGCAGGACUCCAUGAUACAGGCAAUCUGGACGACUCCUCGUACAGUCUUCAUUUGAUAAGAGAAAGAGUGAUUCAUCCUCGCUACGAUUCCGAGACCAAUGACAAUGAUAUCGCUUUGCUCAGGCUGGCUAAUGAUGUGAAGCCAGGAGAUGAUGUGGGAUUUGCCUGCCUUCCCAGCUAUCAUCAGGCUUCUCCUGGUCGCGACCAGGUCUGCAAGGUGCUCGGCUGGGGCAGAGGCACUCACAGAACCACUCUCCAAGAGGCUGACAUGCACAUCCAGUCCUCCCGAUCAUGCAAGAGGCACUAUUUUGGCACCGGGAACCACAUAACUCCGCACAUGCUCUGCGCUUCGUCACGCAACUAUGUCAGUGACACGUGCGGCGGUGAUUCCGGCGGUCCUCUGCUCUGCCGUGACGCAAAGUCACCCGCUAAGCCGUGGACUCUCUUCGGCAUCACCAGCUUUGGCGAUGACUGCACAGUCAGCGAAAGUCCUGGCGUUUACACUCGCGUCGCGGUCUUUCGGAAGUGGAUAGCAGCUACCAUGGAAUGCGAUGGAUCUUGCGAUCCAGUAGCAUAGGUCAAUCUUCUAUUGCUGGUCUUGUAAAUUUUAGCCGAAUGUUUGGAAUAAAAUGUGAUAAUCGUUGAAACUAUGAA